AUGGCCCAUUCCGGCUCUGCCAACCAGUUUAUCAGUCAUGCUUCACAACUCAAGAACACCCACAUGAAAGAAAUGCGUCGUAGAAAGAGAGACUUGUUGCGUAGAAUCAACUACUCCUAUACUUUCACGGUAGCAGUUCUACCAUUGCUAGCAUUCAUAUACUUGUUGCGCACUGGUGAGAGCUUCAUUCCUCAGAACAACGACACCUUGGUGUUCUGCUGCAUUUACUACAACUUGACCAUGUUGGCAUUCACAGCAGGCUACCAUAAGUACUUUACCCAUAACUCCUUUAAAGUCCGCUACAACUGGGUCAAGUACUUCUUCGCCAUAUUCGGCUCCUCCGUAGGCUUGGGACCCAUAAGAUGGUGGGCUUCAUUGCAUAGGGCACAUCACCACUUUACGGAUGAUACUGAAAAGGACCCAUAUCUGAUCAAGCGGGGCUUUGUGUGGGCUCAUUGGGGGUGGUUGAUCCGAAAACCCAAGAUCACCAGCUUCUACAAUGAGUUCAUGGAACAGGAAUUCCCCAAGAAUCCGGAAGUGAAUGCAAUAGUAAACGAGGUAAACGUAGAUCAGGAUGAUCAGGACUACAGCGAGUACACCCUGGACGAUUUUGCCCGCAACAGCAAUUACGACGAGCCGCUUCAGCAGUUGCUAGCGUGGCAGGAAAGACACUACUUUGUACUUUUCAUAUUGACAUCAUUUGUAGUACCCGUCUUGGUGACUGUGUUCUUCUGUAGCGAUACUGUAGUACACGGUAUCAUCUAUCCAGGCUUAUUGCGGUUGUUCUGGUGCCAACAGUCACUUCUCUCUACGGAGUCGGUGUGCCACUUGAAAAGUGUUCAGGUAACCAUUCCUACCCAGCCCUUCAACGACAAGAAUUCGUCCCAAAACUGCAACAACCCGUUAGUUUCGUUCCUCACAUAUGGCCAGGCUCAUCAGAACUACCACCACGAGUUUCCACACGACUACAGAGGUACCUCGUCAUUCUUUGCAUAUGAUCCUACCAAGUGGUUUAUCUGGACUAUCGAUAAAUUGGGCCUAGUGGAAGAAUUGUGUAGAACGCCGGAAAACUUGAUUAUACAGCUCAGAAUCCAGCAACAGCAACAGGUAAUCAACCGGAUGAAGUCGCAACUAAACUGGGGUACACCCAUCUCUAAGCUCCCACUUAUUACGCCUAAUGACUUCAAGCGUAUCAUAGCUUCUUCUUCAAACAAGGACCGCAUCUAUAUAGUAAUCCAAAACAUCAUCCACGAUAUCACACCGUUCAUGGACCAGCAUCCCGGAGGAGUCCCGCUUCUUAAAGCUUCUCACGGUAAAGAUGCCACCAAAGCAUUCUACGGAGGUGUAUAUGGCCAUCUGACAGCAGCAGUCAAUCUCUUGGCCACUAUGCGAAUCGGCAUGUUGGAUGUAGGAAAUAACGAAGAAGUGUGGAGAAGAGUAGCAAGAGAAGAAGGAGAGGUGGAAAAGUCUGACGAAGCUAACCACCACAGCAACAGUAAGCUGUAUCGAACCGCAGAAGCUGCCUGA
Scheffersomyces stipitis CBS 6054 is the source of this 1527-nucleotide messenger RNA. It is a transcript of the gene OLE2, whose product is annotated as Ole2p. The transcript has a single exon. The coding region runs from base 1 to 1527 and encodes 508 amino acids. Gene Ontology annotation, biological process: unsaturated fatty acid biosynthetic process. Gene Ontology annotation, cellular component: endoplasmic reticulum membrane. NCBI's taxonomy places the organism in Eukaryota, Fungi, Ascomycota, Pichiomycetes, Serinales, Debaryomycetaceae. Gene Ontology annotation, molecular function: iron ion binding; stearoyl-CoA 9-desaturase activity. The record is from RefSeq and is a predicted model, not a curated record.